Molecule: messenger RNA, 1092 nt
Organism: Prorocentrum cordatum
Lineage: Eukaryota; Dinophyceae; Prorocentrales; Prorocentraceae
Source: the annotation of a GenBank genome assembly
GCGAACGAGUGGGCGCCGGAGCCGGUCGGCCCUGGGGCUUUCCCGCGUGCGCCGCCCGAGUGUGCGCCGCCCGGCGCGCUGCCCGCUGCGCCGAUCGGGCCCCGCGAGUGCGCCGCGUCGCCCAGCGCGCCGCGGCGGGCCGGCCCGGGCGGCGCUGCCCAGGGCGCGCCGGCCGCGCGGGCCGCCUCGGCGGAGGCCGCCGGCGCCCGGCCGGAGGGCCGCGAGGCUCCGCGGGCUUGCGCGUGGGCGGAGCCGCCCGGGUCUCCGCGCGGGCUCAUGUGCCAGGGCUACUUCGAGCAGGACGUGCAGGAGUUGGAGUCCCACCCCCCGCCCGGCUUCGCCGAGCAGACGGGGCACCAGCAGACGCACUCCUUCCAGAGUGGCGGCACGUACACUGGGCAGUGGCGCGGCAACCAGCGGCACGGCACCGGGGUGCAGCGCUGGCGUGACGGCUCCGUCUACGAGGGCGAGUGGCGAAACAGCCGCGCCCACGGGGCGGGUAGAUUCCAGCACGCGGACGGCGACGUGUACUGCGGGGAGUGGCAGGACAAUGCCGCGAACGGCAUGGGGGUGUACCGCCACGGCAGCGGCGCGCAGGACGCGUGGUUCACGGGCGAGUGGCGGGACAACCUGCAGCACGGGGCCGGCGUCGAGAUCUGGAGCGAGGGCCUCCGGUACGAGGGCGAGUUCCGCGCGGGCAGGAAGAGCGGCCACGGGAGGUACGUGUGGUCGGACGGCUCUGCCUACCUGGGCGGCUGGAAGUGCGACCUGAUAGACGGCUCAGGGGGGCCGGCGGACACCGGCGCGGACCGGCGGUGCUUCCGGGGCCAGUGGAGGGCGAGCAUGAUCCACGGCGAAGGCGCCUACGCCUGGCCGGACGGCCGGGAGUACGAGGGGCAGUACGUGGACGACCGCAAGUCUGGGUUCGGGCGGUUCCGGUGGCCCGAGGGCAGGAGGUACGAGGGGUACUGGCUGAACGGCAAGCAGCACGGGCUGGGGCCGGUGGAUUUCUGCAUCGACGGCUCAUCCUUUCAGUCCCUCUGGGCGCAGGGAACCAUCGUAGAUGAGGACCGGGAAAAAGACCGCCUGUGA